AUGUGGGGCAAUUUUGACGUCGUUGGUACAGUCGCAAAUUACGCUCGCAGCAUGGCAACGUACGACUACAUUGUGCUCGGCGCAGGCUCUGGCGGCGUCUCGUCGGCCCACCGCGCGGUGGCCUACGGCGCCAAGGUCCUUGUCAUUGAGCGCGGCCACGCCAACGACGGCGCUGGCCUCGGUGGCACCUGUGUCAACGUCGGCUGCGUGCCCAAGAAGAUCAUGUUCAACGCAGCGCUCCACGCCGAGAUGCUCCACUCGGCGCGUGCGUACGCCUUCAAAGGCGUGCAGGACAUCCAGUUUGGCGCCUUUGACUGGGCGGCCAUGAAGGCCAAGCGCGACGCGUACGUCAAGUGGCUCAACGACAUGUACGGCGAGGGCAUGCUCGAAGACAAGGUCGACCUCGUCAUGGGCGCUGCCAAGUUUGUCGACAACCACACGGUCGAGGUCAACGGCGACCGGUACACGGCCAAGCACAUCCUCAUCGCGGUCGGUGGUGUCCCGGCCAUGCCUCCGCUGCCGGGCAUCGAGCACGCGAUUUCGAGCGACGGCUUCUUCGCACUCGAGACGCAGCCCCGCAAGGUCGCAGUCGUUGGCGCCGGCUACAUUGCGGUCGAGCUCGCCGGUAUCUUUAACGCGCUCAAGUCGGACACGACGCUCUUUUGCCGCGGCAACCAGGUGCUGCGCACGUUUGACCCGAUCGUGCGCGACCUCGUCAACUCCGAGAUGGAGCACGCCGGCAAGGAGAAGGUGCAGACCGCGAUGAAGCUUGUGUGCAUCGGUGUCGAAGAGACGGUCGUCGGCGUUCACGUCGCGGGCCUCGGCGCCGACGAGAUGAUCCAGGGCUUUGGCGUUGCGGUCAAGAUGGGUGCGUACAAGUCGGACUUUGACAAUAUCGUGGCGAUCCACCCGACGGCGUCGGAGGAGCUCGUGACGAUGCCUGAGUGGGGCAAGAUCAAGGACAUUGUGACGCUCACGCAUGGCACGGCGCGCAAGCCCCCGACGCUGAUCAAGCCGCCGGCCAGCAACUAA
This is a messenger RNA of Saprolegnia parasitica CBS 223.65, 1032 nucleotides long. RefSeq lists its product as hypothetical. Gene Ontology annotation, biological process: glutathione metabolic process; cell redox homeostasis; cellular response to oxidative stress. Gene Ontology annotation, molecular function: flavin adenine dinucleotide binding; glutathione-disulfide reductase (NADPH) activity. The coding region runs from base 1 to 1032 and encodes 343 amino acids. The record is from RefSeq and is a predicted model, not a curated record. The transcript is spliced from 3 exons. NCBI's taxonomy places the organism in Eukaryota, Oomycota, Saprolegniomycetes, Saprolegniales, Saprolegniaceae. Gene Ontology annotation, cellular component: cytosol; mitochondrion.